Messenger RNA from Chenopodium quinoa (quinoa), 528 nucleotides. RefSeq lists its product as uncharacterized. NCBI's taxonomy places the organism in Eukaryota, Viridiplantae, Streptophyta, Magnoliopsida, Caryophyllales, Amaranthaceae. The coding region runs from base 1 to 528 and encodes 175 amino acids. The transcript has a single exon. The record is from RefSeq and is a predicted model, not a curated record.
AUGAGGUCUAUAUAUGCAUCUGCUUCUUUGCCUAUUUUGAUGUUCAGGGAUUUCAAUGAGAGGGAUGUAAUUCGGGGAGAAAGACAGAUUGAUGUUUUUAGGGAAGCUAUAGAUUACUGCGAAUGUAGAGACUUGGGGUUUAGAGGCAAUGUUUAUACUUGGCAAAGAGGCACAUCGAUUAAAACGUCAGUUUGUGAACGGUUAGAUCGAUUCAUUGCGAGUAAUGGGUGGUGUUCUCUCUUCCCGGAUUUUGAGGUGUUACAUCUACCAUCACGUCAUUCUGAUCAUGUCCCAAUUUUGCUAAAAUGUGGAGAGAGUGAAGUAAGAAGAGCAAAUGAAAAAAAUUUCAGAUUUAAAGCUUUGUGGUUGUCGAAAGAGGAAUGUGGCCAGGUUGUAUCAAAGGCUUGGAGGGAUGAUGAAUGUGCUCCAAUCCAUGAGCAGAUCACUAGGGUGGCACAGUGGUUAUCUACUUGGGCAUCUAGCACUUUUGGUGUGUUAAAAAAGAAAAUUAGAAAGGCAGAGGGAUGA